Molecule: messenger RNA, 965 nt
Organism: Gloeophyllum trabeum ATCC 11539
Lineage: Eukaryota; Fungi; Basidiomycota; Agaricomycetes; Gloeophyllales; Gloeophyllaceae
Product: alpha/beta-hydrolase
Exons: 5
Coding region: 1-840 (279 amino acids)
Source: RefSeq, a predicted model, not a curated record
AUGGCACACAACCUCACCACAAAAAUUGUCACAUCCUCGGACGGGGCGAAGAUAUACGCAGAGGGUGCUGGUAAUCCCAACGGUCCGGGCAUCGUAUUCGUGCACGGGUUGUCCUUGACAGCAGCGGUUUUCGAUCGUUUCUUCGAGGACCAUGAACUGCUGAAAGAAUUCCAUCUGGUGCGUUAUGAUUUACGAGGUCACGGCCGCAGUGCAAAGCCAGAUACUAUCGAAGGCCAUGCAUCGUCAUUGUACGCUGACGAUUUUGUCGCUGUUGCCAAUGCAUUCGGUCUGAAGAAGCCCUACACUCGGACUGUUGCGGCCGAUUAUGCCCAAUACGUGCAACCCCUACCCGUAUCCGGUGUCAUAUAUGCUUGCUCACUCCCAUAUGUCGGUCCAAUCAUGAACGUCGUCGGUCUGCCUGCUAUCCUGGGUUUCCUUCCUGGCCUAUUGACGACCGACGACGUUGUGUUGAACCGCCGCACCGCCAUCGAGUUCGGUGACUCUGUCUGGGCGGAACCAGAAAAAGUCCCCUUCAAGACCCGAUGCGAGUGGGUCGGCUCCUCAAUCUUCCAAUCCCCGAAAGACGCCAAUUUCGUCCUCACCCGACCUCAGGACCCCGCAGGCUUAUUCAAGGCUGGUUCAGAGGGUCUACCCCUACUUGUCCUUAGCGGCACGGCGGAUAGGCAAGUUGAUGGGGAAGUGCUUGUUAGGGAGAUGAAGCCGCAUUUCAAGGACUUUGAUGCGAAGUUCUUCGAGGGUGCAGGUCAUGCUGUCUUCUACGACGCAUACGAAGGGACUCGCGAAGCGACAGUAUCUUUUGUCCGUCGAGUAACCGCAUAGAGAAAGUUGGCUUCUUGAGCGCCACUUCUUCCGGGCUCAGUAGAUUACCAAGGGCAAUAUGUGCGCUGACUACACUAAGAUACCUGUAUAUCCAGGGAAGUUUUUACUCCAUACCUGCAAGUUGA